UCUAACAUUCAAGUUUCUGAACAAUCCAUGGAGAAAAUUGAGGGAGGAAGAGUGGCAAGUGAGAUUACUGACAGUGAUCACCGGUCAAAUCCCAGUCUGCAGUGCAGUGUUAAUCUUCAAGACCAGGAAUCUGCAGUUAACACUAUCAAUGAGGGGCAGUGCUUGGAAAAUGGGGGCAUCAGUACACAUGCUGCAAAUGGUGAGGCGGGUUCCUCUAAUCACACAACUUAUGAAGAAGUCUACGGAUACAGACCUUAUGAUGAAAGUAGUGCUCUUUAUUGGGGGGCGGUGGUGAAGAGAUAUGAGAAAUUGAGAGCUCGAAUCCCCGAAACGAAAACCUAUCGUACGUUCCAAUCUCCUUAUAUGACAAUUUCGCAUUUGGUAACUUGCUUUUCCAUAGAAGAUUUGUCCAGAAAUGCUGAGUAUGGUUGGAAGGUUGAAAGAUUAACAAAUGAGGGGGUCCGCUUGCGCUUUAAGAGACUCAUUCGUAAGGAAGAAGCUGGGAUCUCGGAAGAUCUGAUUUCAAGGCGUCUAAGAACUACAGUUUAUGCUCCGUCAGCUAAUGGCUCGCUUUCGGAAGGAUCCCCAGGUUCUACUGACAAGCAGGAGAAUUGCUGUAUAUGCGCGGAGAAGUAUCAGACGAACGACAGCAUUGCAGGUCUAUACUAUUGCGAGCAUCAUUUUCAUGCAGAUUGCAUAAAGAAGUGGCUGCGAGAAAAGAACACUUGCCCAUGUGCAGAUCAUUAGCAAUCAUACCCCCGGAGUUUCCAGAUUGGACUGGUGACCUGAGAUUGCACCGGGCAUUUUUCAAGCGGUUUUAGCUUACGAUGGUUGUGAAGUUCAUCAAGUUGGAAUUUGGAUAUGCUGGCUGUUAUUUUGUAAAUUUGAUGCUGUAGGAUGUUAUAUUUUUCAAGCUUUUCAACUUUUAUUGUAGUGACGUUUUAGCGUCC
Molecule: messenger RNA, 950 nt
Organism: Coffea eugenioides
Lineage: Eukaryota; Viridiplantae; Streptophyta; Magnoliopsida; Gentianales; Rubiaceae
Exons: 6
Coding region: 28-747 (239 amino acids)
Molecular function (GO): ubiquitin protein ligase activity
Source: RefSeq, a predicted model, not a curated record